AUGGACGUCCUGUCCUCCGGGACCAUCCAGAUUGUUACCAGCUCAAGGUUCACAGCUAGCAGCUGUGAUGGGAUGGAGAGGUGCAUCAUGGCGUAUUUACACUACGAGUUGUUUCCAUUGCUGCUGCUUCAGAUCCUCUCUGACAUUCACACUGUCUCUGCUUCAUUCUGUUUCCUGCAGAUUUUCUGUUUGUACACAUAUGCAAAUGUACAAUUUUAUAACUUAGCCGUCAUGUCUUAUGACAGAUAUCUUGCUAUCUGCUGUCCUCUGCAGUAUAACACAUGGAUGACGGCUAAUAAGAUCACCUUUCUUAUUGCUGUAACGUGGUUAUUCCCUCUUCUUGCCAUUGUUGUCAUGAUUUUCCUAAACGCCUCCUUACAGCUGUGUGGCAACUUAAUUGACAGACUGUUCUGUGACAGCUACUCCGUUGUGAAACUGGCCUGCUCUGACACGACCGUCAAUAACAUCUAUGGACUCAUUUACACUUUCACGAUAUUAGCUGGUCUUGCAACAGUGAUAUUUUACACGUACAUGAAGAUUCUUAAAGUUUGUUUUUCUGGUUCUAAACAGACGAGACAGAAAGCCGCCAGCACCUGCACACCUCACCUGUUGUCUCUGCUCAACUUCUCCUUUGGUUGUUUUUUUGAAGUGGUGCAGAGCAGGUUUGAUAUGAGCCAUACACCAAUUAUAGUACGUAUUUUUUUAUCUUUGUAUUUUCUCACUUGCCAGCCGCUCUUCAACCCUUUAAUGUAUGGACUGAAUCUGACCAAAAUCCGCAUCGUAUGUAAAAGUCUUGUCUUUGGUAAAAUGUAA
Molecule: messenger RNA, 813 nt
Organism: Epinephelus moara (kelp grouper)
Lineage: Eukaryota; Metazoa; Chordata; Actinopteri; Perciformes; Serranidae
Product: putative gustatory receptor clone PTE03
Exons: 2
Coding region: 1-813 (270 amino acids)
Biological process (GO): G protein-coupled receptor signaling pathway
Cellular component (GO): membrane
Molecular function (GO): olfactory receptor activity
Source: RefSeq, a predicted model, not a curated record